GGGAUUCAUAUUGGCCUAAUCAGUGAAGUAUUCACAGCUUGCUUUCAACAAUUUGAAAAUAAUCGAUGCAGAUUUCCCCAAAACAUGAAAGCAAAUAGUGACCACAGAGGAGGCGCAUCCUGGUUGUGCCCAUGUGACAUCUGUUGCACAUGAACCCUUUGAAAUUCUGCAGCCAGAUCAAAAACCAGAACGAGUUGCAACACAUGCUGAGGCCAACACAAGGACGACGGCCCCCCUUGUCGUCGCCUCGAAGAGGGACUGAUCGGGUUGUUGGGAUUCUUCAAUGACCAUUUCCUCCGAGCCGGACCAGUCCAUUUGGAAAGGUGUGCGCUGGGACACGUGCUCCAACACCGCGCUCGGCCGGGAAGGAACACCAACCUGGAAAUGACACACAACAUUGACUCCCCGGAAUGGGUCCUGGUUGCAACUGAGCGUGACAGCGCACGAGACCCUCGGGGUGAGGAACACACCCCUGCGUGUGAAAACCCCACGGAGCAGAGUGGUCCACUCAGCCGAGCCUGGCUGCGAGGGGAGCGCGUCCACCUUUUCACGACUGAUGGAAACGUGACGCCGGAGGAGGAGGGAAAGAAAAAGGAAACGACAAGCAGAGAGAGAGCCCUGUGGAACAACUGACAGUCUGGCUGCUGUGUUCCCCAAGUGUCUGCGAAAUGUCCACGAAGGCAGAGCAGUUUGCCUCUAAGAUACGAUACUUGCAAGAGUAUCACAACCGUGUGCAACACAAUAUUUACCCUGUGCCCUCUGGAACAGACAUUGCAAACACACUGAAAUACUUUUCCCAAACCCUGCUCAGCAUUCUGUCCCGCACAGGCAGGAAGGAGAACCAGGAAGCUUCCAAUUUGGCCGUGCCCAUGACCAUGUGUCUUUUUCCUGUGCCAUUCCCACUCACCCCAUCUCUAAGACCACAAGUCAGUUCCAUCAACCCUACAGUUACUCGCUCCCUCCUUUACAGCGUUCUGCGCGAUGCCCCGUCAGACCGCGGGGGGCAGGGGCAGCAGAGUCGGGACGCUCAGCUCUCAGAGUACCCCUCUCUGGACUAUCAGGGCCUCUAUGUGACCCUCGUGACCCUGCUUGACCUGGUGCCCCUGCUGCAGCACGGUCAGCAUGAUCUGGGACAGUCCAUAUUUUAUACAACAACUUGCCUCCUGCCCUUUCUCAGUGAUGAUAUUCUCAGCACUUUGCCCUAUACUAUGAUCUCCACUUUAGCCACUUUCCCCCCUUUCCUCCACAAAGACGUCAUUGAGUACCUGAGCACAUCUUUCCUCCCCAUGGCUAUUUUGGGCUCCACGCGAAGGGAAGGCGGUGUCCCGGCCUACGUCAAUCUGUCUGCCUCCUCCAUGCUCAUGAUUGCAAUGCAAUACACCUCAAACCCUGUAUAUCACUGUCAAUUGUUGGAGUGUCUAAUGAAGCACAAACAGGAAGUGUGGAAGGACCUUCUUUAUGUCAUAUCAUAUGGACCAUCCCAGGUAAAGCCCCCCGCUGUGCAGAUGCUGUUUCAUUACUGGCCCAACCUGAAGCCACCGGGAGCCAUCAGUGAAUACAGAGGGCUGCAGUACACAGCCUGGAAUCCCAUCCACUGUCAACACAUUGAGUGCCACAAUGCCAUCAAUAAACCUGCUGUCAAGAUGUGUAUAGAUCCCACUCUUUCUGUUGCCCUGGGAGACAAGCCCCCUCCUCUUUAUAUAUGUGAGGAGUGCAGCCAGAGGAUAGCAGGAGACCAUGCUGAAUGGCUUGUUGAUGUACUCCUGCCCCAAGCAGAGAUAUCAGCCAUCUGUCAAAAGAAGAACUGUAGCUCUCAUGUGAGGCGGGCUGUGGUCACCUGCUUCUCGGCUGGCUGCUGUGGGCGUCAUGGCAACCGGCCUGUCCGCUACUGCAAGCGUUGCCAUGUCAACCACCACAGCAGUGAGGUGGGGGCUGCGGCGGAGACCCAUCUGUACCAGACCUCGCCCCCUCCCAUCAACACCAGGGAGUGCGGAGCGGAGGAGCUGGUGUGCACUGUGGAGGCUGUUAUAAGCCUUCUGAAGGAGGCAGAAAUCCACGCAGAACAGCGCGAGUUUGAGAUGAACCGGCGCCGUCAGAUGGGCCUGUCCGCCUCCCACCACUCUCUGGACAACAUCGAGUUUGAUAACAAGGAGGACGACCAGCACGACCAGCGCCUCCUCAGUCAGUUUGGCAUCUGGUUCCUGGUGAGCCUGUGUACCCCCAAUGAGAACACGCCUACGGAGAGUCUGGCCCGGCUGGUCAGUAUGGUCUUCCAGUGGUUCCACUCCACUGCCUAUAUGAUGGACGACGAGGUUGGAAGCCUGGUGGAGAAGCUAAAGCCUCAAUUUGUCACCAAGUGGCUGAAGACAGUGUGUGAAGUGCGCUUUGACGUCAUGGUCAUGUGUCUGCUGCCCAAACCUGUUGAAUUUGCCAGGGUGGGAGGUUACUGGGACAAGUCAUGUAGCACAGUGACCCAGUUGAAGGAGGGCCUGAACCGCAUCCUGUGUCUGAUACCGUACAAUGUCAUCAGUCAACCGCUGUGGGAGUGCUUUAUGCCCGAGUGGCUGGAGGCCAUUCGCACUGAGGUGCCCGACCACCAACUCAAAGAGUUCCGGGAAGUACUCAGCAAAAUGUUUGAUAUUGAGCUGUGCCCCCUGCCUUUCUCAAUGGAGGAAAUGUUUGGCUUCAUCAGCUGCAGAUUCUCUGGCUACCCGGCGUCUGUGCAAGAGCAGGCUCUGCUGUGGCUGCAUGUUUUGUCAGAGCUGGACAUCGUGGUGCCUCUUCAGCUACUGAUUGGGAUGUUCUCUGAUGGAGUGAACUCUUUGAAGGAGCUGGCCAAUCAGAGGAAGGCACGCACCUCAGAUCUGACUGGCAGCACCGGGGCUCGCAGGGUGAGUGUGGUGUCGGAUCCGGGACGCCGUGGGCAGCACAACACCCUCAGCCCGUUCCCCAGCCCCUUCAGGAGCCCGUUCCGCAGCCCCCUGCGCUGCAGCCCCUUUAAGAACCUGGGCCACGCCACCGGCCACUGUGCCCUGGAUCUGGACUGUGAUGAUGACGACAUGAACCUCGGCUGCUUCAUCCUCAUGUUUGACCUCGUCCUGAAGCAGAUGGAGCUCCAGGACGAUGGUGUGAUGCUGGGACUCGACAGCAGCCUGGGGAAGGAUAUUGUGGGCAUUGUCAACAACGUCUUCCAGGCACCGUGGGGGGGCUCACACACCUGCCAGAAGGAUGAGAAGGCCCUGGAGUGCAGCCUGUGCCAAUCCAGCAUCCUGUGCUACCAGCUGGGCUGUGAACUCCUGGAAAGGCUGACCCCCCGGGAAGAGAUACGCCUGGUGGAACCCACGGACAGUUUGGAGGAAACUUUGCUUUUGCCUCAGCAAGAUUUCUCCAUCGGGGCGGAGCAUGGAAGAGAGGAAGGGGUCAACCCAAGUGGCACACACACUGACAACCCCAGUAACCACUCUCCUGAUGAUGCAUCCAUGAAGAAUAACUCUGAGAAGAAAUUCUCCUACCAGCAGCUCCCUGUGUCUUUGAAGCUUAUAUACACCAUCCUGCAGGAAAUGUCCAAGUUUGAGGAGCCUGACAUCUUGUUCAACAUGCUGAACUGUCUGAAGAUCCUGUGUCUCCAUGGAGAGUGUUUGUACCUUGCCAGCAAGGAUCACCCCCAGUUCUUGGCCUUCAUCCAGGAGAAGAUGCUCAUCCCGUCUCUGUGGUCCAUGCUGAAGUCAGAGUUUUGCCAGCUGGCCUCUCUGGCUGUACCUCAGCUCCUGCACGCCCUCUCAUUAUCCCAUGGGGCCGACAUCUUCUGGAACCUCAUCAACUCAAACUUCAACAGCAAAGACUGGAAAAUACGAUUUGAAGCAGUUGAGAAGGUGGCGGUGCUCUGUCGGUUCCUGGACAUUGGCGCAGUGACGAAAAACCACCUGCUGAAGUAUUCGCUGGCCCAUGCUUUCUGCUGCUUCCUGGCUUCUGUGGAGGACGUCAACCCAGCUGUGGCCACCCGAGCCAGGCUGCUGCUGGACACCAUCAAGAGGCCGGCCCUGCAGGGCUUGUGUCUGUGCCUGGACUUCCAGUUUGACACAGUCGUGAGGGAUCGACCCGUCAUCCUCAGCAAACUCCUGCUGCUGCACUCCAUGAAGAAAGACAUUCCCGCGCUGAGCUGGGAGUUUUUUGUCAACCGCUUCGAGACAUUAUCUCUGGAGGCCCAGUUACACCUGGACUGCAACAAGGAAUUCCCUUUCCCUACAACCAUCACAGCUGUGCGAACCAACGUAGCCAACCUCAGUGAUGCGGCAAUGUGGAAGAUACGACGGGCCCGUUUUGCCAGGAAUCGGCAGAAGAGUGUGCGUUCGCUUCGUGACAGUGUGAAGGGAGGCCCGGCCGAGUCUAAACGGGCUUUUUCGCUCCCUGAGUCACUGAGCAACCGAAUCCCUCUAAGGCUUACGAGGCAAGAGCAGUCUGCCCCGACACUGGGAGAUAUGAUAGAGAAAGUCCUGCCAGAGAAGUGGACAGGAUGUGUUGACCCCCGCUCCACCUCUGUGUUGUCGCCCGCUCCUGCACCCCUCCCUCUCCCCAUCCUGUCGGCAGCGCGUUUCCACCCGCACUCUAACCCUGACGCUUCAGGCUCUCUUGUAGGCCAGACGCCGUCUCCCGAGGACGACUCCAUCAUCAGAGACCUGCUUCCCGAGGACGCCGGCAUAGAUCACCAGACAGUUCACCAGCUCAUCAUGGUGCUCAUGAAAUUCAUGGCCAAAGACCAGAGCAGCGCCGAGGCCGACAUCGGCAGUGCCAAGGCCUUCAACACUGUGAAGCGUCACCUGUAUGUGCUGCUGGGCUACGACCAACAGGAGGGCUGCUUCAUGAUCGCGCCGCAGAAGAUGCGCACCUCCACCUGCUUCAACGCCUUCAUCGCCGGCAUCUCCCAAGUGAUGGACUACAACAUUGGCCUGGGGAAACAGCUGCUCCCUCUGGUGGUCCAGGUGUUGAAGUACUGCACUUGUCCUCAGCUGAGACACUACUUCCAGCAGCCGCCUCGAUGCUCUCUGUGGGCCUUGAGGCCACACAUCAGGCAGAUGUGGCUCAAAGCCCUGCUGGUCAUUCUGUACAAGUACCCCUACAGAGACAUGGAUGGCAGUAAAGUGGUCCUCCAUCUAAUCCACAUCACUAUCAACACACUCAAUGCCCAGUAUCACAGCUGCCGUCCCCAUGCCACUGCAGGACCUCUGUACAGCGACAACUCCAACAUGAGCCGCUACAGUGAGAAGGAAAAAGAGGAGGACAGUGUAUUCGAUGAGUCAGAUGUACAUGACACGCCGACUGGUGCUGCUAACAAGGAGUCACAAACCUUCUUCGCCCGCCUAAAGAGGAUCGGUGGCAGCAAGUCUGUGAAGUACCAGCCGGUGGAGCUGAAUGCCAAAAGAAGUGAAAUUGAGCUGUCAGAGUACCGUGAAGCCAGUGCCCUUCAGGACAGCAUUCUGCACUGCGUGAGGGAGGAGAGCACCAGGAAGAAACGGCUGCAGGCCAUGCACAAGCAGAAGUCUCUGGACAUCUCCAACACAGACUCCAUCCUCUUCAAUCUCGACGAGCACAGGCGCAAGUCGUGCAUUGAUCGCUGCGACAUGCAGGUGCUCCCUGUGGUCCUGCCCCCAUCCUCGGCCACGUCACGCAGCGGGCAUCACGGCAAAGGGUCCUCGGAUGGCUCCUCCGUUCGGGCCGAGGCCAACGAUCCCGUGGACCGGCGGGGCUCUCGAGGCGGCCAGUCCGACACCUCCAAACCUGUCAUACCUGAGGUCCGCCUCAGCUGCAUGGAGACCUUUGAGGACAAGUUGGACCAGGGCUCCUUAGUGGGAUCGGCUCAGGGAAAAGAGGACCAAGACCUCAUCGACCUCUCUUCUGACUGCACCUCGAUUCCAGAGAAACACUCGCUGCUCUCAAUGUCCGACACCGACUCCUUGGUGUUUGAACAAUUGCCUCCUUUGAGGAUUGUUGAGAGCGAUGAGGAAUUCGACUUUACCGCCGUCUUAAACUCCAAGUUCAACGGGAGUCCAAAGGUCUCUGCUUCCCCUGCCAGCAGUAACACCCUACGUCUGUCUCCGGUGGUUCAAGUGAGUGUGGAGGACUGCUCCAGUGACAAAAACAACCCAGCCUUUUUGGCAAGAGAUGCAGGCUCAGAGCAAUCGUCCAUGGAAAAGAAGCCAAACCUCGUGACUCCCAGCGACUCUCUGGAUCUUCCUGACCGACUGGGAAAUGUCUGCCAUGAAAGCCCCAUGACCCUGAAGCAGAAACGAGACCUGCUGAGGAAGACCCCUAAUGUCCCAGACACCUCAUUGGACGACACGUCUGUGGCCACUGAAGAGCUGAGGACUGCGAUGGGACCUGGGACAAGUCCCUCGGGUAGGACCAUCUUCUUGGACAUCCCAGAAGACAAAGCAGAACCUCUAUCCUCACCAGAGAAAAGCAAGAGUACCAGCAUCGAUGAAGAAGAGUACGGCGACGAUGAAGAUGAGGACGACAUGGGCGAUGACGCGGACAGCGACCCGAAACCCGACAACGCAGACGACAAUGACGAGGCAGAGUUUAAAAUCCAAAUUGUUCCCCGCCAACGGAAGGAGAGGAAGAUCGCUGUCAGUGCCAUCCAGAGGGAAUACCUGGACAUCUCGUUCAACACGUUCGACAAGCUCGGUGCGGAGCAGGCCACAGAAACCGAUCACAAAGUUCUGUCUACAUUGGAAAAGCCACGAGAAUCGGCCUCAGCCCCAACGCUUGAAGCUGCUAUUCCCGAAACAAGCCAUCGCUCUUCAGUAUCAACUCAGUACCGUCAGGUGAAGCGAGGCUCUCUGGGAGCUCUGACCAUGAGCCAGCUGAUGAAGCGACAGUUGGAGCACCAAUCCAGUGCGCCGCACAACAUCAGCACCUGGGACACUGGUCCUACGAAAACCAGUCUGCUCUCUGCACCAAGCACAGUGAGCAUGUUCGUCCCUGCGCCCGAAGAGUUCAUUGAUGAGCAGCCUACCACAAUGUCUGACAGAUGUCGGGACUGUGCGGCCGUGCUGGAGGAAUACGACGAGGAGACUCUCGGCCUCGCGGUGGUCGUCCUGUCCAUGUUCGUCCACCUCAGCCCCGAUUUGGCCGCUCCAAUGCUCCUCGACAUCAUGCAGUCCGUGGGCAGGUUGGCAUCCAGUGGCAAUUUCUCUGGACAAGCUGAGAGUAUGUUGAUCCCGGGGAAUGUAGCAGGUGUAGCCAAGCAGUUCCUGCGCUGUAUGUUUCACCAGCUGGCCCCAAAUGGCAUUCUGCCCCAACUCUUCCAGAGUAACAUCAAAGAUGGAAGUUUUCUGCGAACACUAGCAUCCUCGCUGAUAGAUUUCAAUGACCUGAGUUCUGUUGCUGCCCUCAACAUGCUGCUCGAGGGCUUGAACAACAAGAAGAGUCUGCCAGCAGGGGGCACAAUGCUGCACUGCCUGGACAACAUUGCCACCUUCAUGGAGGCGCUCCCCAUGGACUCCCCUAGCAACCUGUGGACAACCAUCUGCAACCAGUUCCAGACCUUCCUCACAAAACUGCCCUCGGUGCUUCCUCUGAAGUGUCCCAUGGAUUCCAGCUUGAGGAUUAUCAUUUGUCUGCUGAAAAUCCCGACCACGAACGCGACCCGGAGUCUCCUGGAGCCCUUCUCCAAGUUGCUGAGUUUUGUCAUCCAGUAUGGCAUAUUCAGUCUCUCUUACCUCGUAGAACUAUGCGGACUGUGUUACAAAGCCUUCAACAAGGAGAGAGAUAAGUUCUACAUGUCCCGCAUUGUGGUGCUGGAGCUUCUACAGGCCCUCAAGUUCAAGUCUCCCCUGCCUGACACAAACUUGUUACUGCUAGUCCAGUUUGUUUGUGCAGAUAUUGGUACACGGCUCGCGGAAUCCACCAUCAUCCAAAAGCACAUGAUCCUGACGCUGCCGGGGUGCUCAACUGCAGCGAUGGAAUGCAUGAGGCAGUACAUAAGUGAGCUCCUGGACUUCAUUGCAGAUAUGCACACGCUAACCAAACUUAAAAGCCAUAUGAAGGCUUGCUGUCAGCCGCUGCAUGAGGACACUUUUGGGGGAAAUCUGAAAGUGGGCUUGGCACAAGUCGCCGCCAUGGAAAUCAGCAAAGGCAAUCACCGUGACAACAAAGCUGUGGUGCGGUAUCUCCCCUGGCUGUACCAUCCUCCAUCUACCAUGCAACAAGGGCCAAAAGAAUUCAUCGAGUGUGUGUCUCACAUCCGCCAGCUGUCCUGGCUACUUUUGGGCUCUUUGACACACUGUGCCCUGCACCAGGGCUCCACCUCCUGCAUGCCCAUCCCUCUGGAUGCCGGCUCCCACAUCGCGGAUCAUCUUAUUGUCAUCCUCAUUGGCUUCCCGGAACAGUCCAAGACGUCGGUGUUGCACAUGUGCUCUCUGUUCCACGCGUUCAUGUUUGCCCAGCUCUGGACCAUUUACUGCGAGCAGGCGGCCGCUGUUCCAUCCCUGCAGAACCAGAACCAGACAGAGUUUUCCUCCAGCGCCAUCCUCACUGGUCUGGAGUUCUGGAGUCGGGUUACACCCAGUAUCCUGCAGCUCAUGGCCCACAAUAAAGUCAUGGUAGAGAUGGUGUGUCUUCAUGUCAUUAGUCUGAUGGAGGCCCUGCAGGAGUGCAACUCAACCAUAUUUGUCAAGUUAAUUCCCAUGUGGCUACCCAUGAUUCAGUCAAACCUUAAGCAAUUGUCUGCGGGGCUGCAGUUGCGUCUCCAGGCCAUCCAGAACAGGGUGAACCACCAGUGUCUGCAAGGUCAGACAUCGGGAGCCCCUCCGUUCGCUCUGCGCAAAUGGCUGCAGUGCACCCAGUUCAAAAUGGCUCAGGUGGAGAUCCAGUCGUCUGAGGCUGCCUCACAGUUCUAUCCCAUGUGACCUACUAUCCGGUCACAUCGGAGUGAUCUGGGUCCUCCCACCUGCAUGAAUCUGCUCUGACUGAAACCUCUGACCAAAAAAAAGGACUCUUAUGUAAAAUAAUGCUGUGUGGGAUUCCUUUUGACGGAAUCAUUCAACACCUUAAGUAUAAUAUCUGCAUAUGUACAGUAAAUCUAUGCUAAUUUAAAGUGCUAGCACUGGAACUGAUAAUUAAAGGUCUGCUUGUGUGGGAUAAUUGUAUCAGGUGCCUAACUGUUGUAUUCAACAGAUUUGAAGAGUCAGAAGAUGACUUAGAAUUUCUAUAGACCCAUGUCUACAAUUCUGAAAGCAAUGUGUGUUGUACCUUAGACAUGAUCACUCUGUACCAUUCAGAUUCUAUAACUUUUUAAGGUUACUUGGUUGCAAGCUGGAUAAUAAAAGUAUGAAUUUUUCUAAA
Scophthalmus maximus (turbot) is the source of this 9342-nucleotide messenger RNA. RefSeq names its product protein unc-79 homolog. The record is from RefSeq and is a predicted model, not a curated record. Bases 669 to 8906 code for a protein of 2745 amino acids. Lineage: Eukaryota; Metazoa; Chordata; Actinopteri; Pleuronectiformes; Scophthalmidae. Gene Ontology annotation, molecular function: protein binding. The transcript has 51 exons.